AUGGCGGAGGACAAGUACAACCUGAAGAACCCAGCGGUGAAGCGGAUUCUACAGGAGGUUAAGGAGAUGCAAUCCAAUCCCUCCGACGAUUUCAUGAGCCUCCCCCUCGAGGAGAACAUAUUUGACUGGCAAUUUGCAAUCAGAGGCCCUAGUGAAACUGAAUUCGAGGGUGGGAUUUAUCAUGGGCGGAUCCAGUUGCCGGCGGAAUACCCAUUCAAGCCUCCUUCAUUUAUGUUGUUGACGCCAAAUGGUCGCUUCGAAACCCAAACCAAGAUUUGCUUAAGCAUAUCAAAUCAUCAUCCCGAGCACUGGCAGCCAUCAUGGAGCGUGCGAACUGCUUUAGUUGCACUUAUUGCAUUUAUGCCCACCAACCCAAAUGGUGCAUUGGGUUCAGUAGAAUACAAGAAGGAAGAAAGGCGUUCCCUGGCCAUCAAAUCUCGUGCAGCAGCCCCAAGAUAUGGCACUGCUGAACGUCAGAAGCUAAUUGAUGAGAUUCAUGAAUGUAUGCUAAGCAAGGUACCACCUGUUCCUCAACCGAGCCCCUCACAGGAUUCCAAAGAGCAUCCUUCAAACAGGGAAGGCGAUGUUCAGGUGAGUUCCCAAAAUGAUGGAGCCACACCUGCUGGGGAAGCUGCUGCAGAAGGGUCUCCAAACCCAGCAGUAGGAGACAGGAUUGUUGAAGAAGUACAGGAAGCCCCUUUGAAUGGUAACCCAGGUCCUGAAGUAGCGAGGACAUUGAAUGCAGCUCCUUCCGGUGGAUCAAGUCAGCUGCUACAAAGGCCAGAAAUGAAAGUACAAAAACCGGCCGAUGAUCGCUUGUUCACUUGGGCUGCUGUUGGACUUACCAUUGCAAUUAUGGUUCUUCUAUUUAAGAAGUUUAUGAAAUCUAGCGGACAUGGUGCUGUUUUCAUGGAUGGAUCUUAG
This is a messenger RNA of Prunus armeniaca (apricot), 924 nucleotides long. The record is from the annotation of a GenBank genome assembly. Lineage: Eukaryota; Viridiplantae; Streptophyta; Magnoliopsida; Rosales; Rosaceae.